Oryza brachyantha (malo sina) is the source of this 3277-nucleotide messenger RNA. Its product is annotated as DEAD-box ATP-dependent RNA helicase 31. Bases 78 to 2744 code for a protein of 888 amino acids. The record is from RefSeq and is a predicted model, not a curated record. The transcript is spliced from 10 exons. Gene Ontology annotation, cellular component: chloroplast. Gene Ontology annotation, molecular function: RNA helicase activity; nucleic acid binding; ATP binding. Lineage: Eukaryota; Viridiplantae; Streptophyta; Magnoliopsida; Poales; Poaceae.
UUCUCUCAAAACCCCCAAUUCCUUGGGCAGCCGUCGUGUGUUAAACCCUAAACCCUCCCACCGCCGCCUCCUCCGCCAUGCGGCGCCACCGCCACCUUCUCGGCCUCCUCCGCCGUGCCGCGGCAUCGUCGACGCCCGCCUCCGCCUCCCGCCCCGCGGGCCCACCGCUCCCCAGCCUCCACCCGGUCCCGCCGAGGAAUGGCGGCGCCGCCGGCCCCCGCUUCUUCUCCUCUCGCGCCCGCGCCGGUGCCGGCUCCGGAGCUGCCGCGAAGAGUCUGAUCGAGGACGAGGCCGAGCUCAGCGACUGGAUCAGCGACCUCAAGACCGACUCAUUCCACCUCGGCCUCAGCAGUGGCGACGAAGGCGACGCCUCCUCCACCACGCGCGGGCCGGCUGCCUCGAGGGGAGGCCGGGGGGGCCGGGACUCCAGGGGGCCGCCGCCGAGGUCGAGAUUUGGCGGCGGCGGCGAAGGGCGUGGGUUUGAGAGGAGGGGGAGGAUGGUGAGCAGCGGGAUAGAUGAUGACGACGAGGAUGAGGAUGAGGUUGGGUUUGCUUCUCCGAGGGGAAGGCGGGAGCGGGGAGGGAGGUCGUCAGAAUUUUCACAUAGAGGAAGGAGGGGAAAUGAUCGGGGAGGGAGGUCGUCAGAGUUUUCUCAUGGAGGAAGGAGGGGAAACGAUUUUGACGAUGAUGCUGGAUUUCGGUCUCCAAGGGGGCAGCGUGGCCGGGGUGGGAGGUUGGCUAAUGCGCCGCGGAGGGGCUACGAUUUUGAUAAUGAGUCUGGGUUCCGAUCUCCAAAGGAACAGCGUGGCCGGGGUCGGGGUUACAGUGAUUUGGAUGAUGAUGAAGGUGGGUUUGGAUCUCUGAGGGUAAGGCAAGGUCGUGGUGGAAGGAUGUCUGGUAUGUCACGGAGAGGAGGGAGGGGAAGUGAUUUAGAUGACAGCGAGGAUGAUGAAAAUGAUUCUAUGGAGUUUGGAGCUUCUAGCAGAAGGCAUGACAGGGGCAGGAGAGGUAAGGACGUGGAAUCUUUUGGAUCACGGAGAGGGGGGAGAGGAGACAGUGCAGAUUUUGGCGAUAGGUGGCCGAAGGGUGGAAAGAUGUUUGAUUUUGGUUCAUCAGAAGAUGAUGGUGAACUGGAGGAAGUUGAUGAGGAUGAUGGUCCAUCAGGUUUUGAGGAUGAUCUCUCCGAUAACGGGAGUGGUGAGAAGGAUUUGGUGAAGAGUCCAGCUAAAACUUUUGCCCCUUUCGAGUCAAUUAAAGGAGAGUCAGUUGAUCAGGAGGGUGUGGGUGUGGUGCGCACGAAGGAGAGUGGAGGUGGUGAUUCAUAUUUGAGCCAAACGAGGUUUGAUGAAUGCUCCUUGUCUCCCUUGACACUAAAAGGUGUUAAAGCUGCUGGGUAUGAACGAAUGACUGCCGUGCAGGAGGCCACUCUUCCUAUUAUACUUCAAGGGAAGGAUGUUCUGGCAAAAGCAAAGACUGGAACUGGAAAAACUGUUGCAUUCUUGCUUCCUGCUAUUGAAGUUGUCUCCAAAUUGUCCCCUAUUGAUCGUGAUCAAAAAAGGCCUCCCAUCAGUGUUGUUGUGGUGUGCCCUACACGUGAGCUCGCUGAUCAGGCUGCUGCAGAAGCUAACAAGCUCCUUAAAUUUCAUCCAUCAAUUGGAGUACAACUUGUAAUAGGUGGCACUAGAAUGGCUCUAGAGCAGAAGCGCAUGCAUACAAACCCUUGCCAGAUUCUAGUAGCUACACCAGGGAGGCUUAAGGAUCAUAUGGAGAACACUCCAGGGUUCGCUACUAGAUUGACGGGUGUCAAAGUUCUUAUUCUUGAUGAAGCAGAUCGCUUAUUAGAUAUGGGAUUCCGAACUGAUAUCGAGAGAAUAGUGGCUGCACUCCCAAAACAGCGUCAAACACUCCUAUUUUCUGCAACUGUUCCAGAUGAGGUACGUCAAGUUUGCCACAUUGCCAUGAAAAGAGAUAUUGAAUUUGUGAACACUGUUCAAGAAGGAAGCGAGGAAACACACUCACAGGUGAAGCAAACGCAUAUAGUUUCACCGCUAGACAAGCAGUUUUCUAUCCUGUAUGGUCUUCUAACUGAUCAUAUUUCAGAAAAUGUUGACUACAAGGUAAUUGUGUUUUGUACAACAGCAAAGGUAACAGGUCUCGUUGCCGAACUUCUGUCUGAAUUGAAGUUGAAUGUACGCGAGAUUCACUCCAGAAAGCCGCAAAGUUACAGAACCAGAAUAGCCAAAGAAUUUAAGGAGUCAAAAGGUCUUAUUCUUGUUAGCUCUGAUGUAUCUGCUAGGGGCGUUGAUUAUCCCAAUGUCACACUAGUUGUACAGAUGGGAGUGCCUACUGACAGAGAACAAUAUAUCCAUCGACUUGGUAGAACUGGCCGCCGAGGAAAUGAGGGGAGUGGAAUCUUAUUAUUGGCACCAUGGGAAGAAUACUUCUUGAGAAGUAUCAAAGAUCUGCCUAUUACAGAGGCAACAUUACCUUUAAUUGAUCUGGACACUAAAAGAAAGGUGGAAAAGGCUCUUGCUCAUGUGGAGGUUAAGGAUAAGGAGCUUGCUUACCAAGCAUGGCUCGGUUACUAUAAUUCUAACAAGUACAUUGGGCGUGACAAAUACCAGCUUGUAUCACUUGCCAAUGAAUUCAGCAGAAGCCUGGGUCUCAACAACCCUCCUGCAGUGCCUAAGCUUGUCCUUAGAAAGAUGGGUCUGAACAACAUUCCAGGUCUGCGAUCGAAAUAAUCUGCCUUGAAUCAAAGUUCUCUUGAAUACACACAGCACAUUAUUAUCGUGCUUCACAAGGGUACGAGUUUUGGAGGUCUAGUUAGCAAACAGGCUGCGCAUGAACAACAGUUAUGAUUAAGGUCAUAACUGUUAUUAAUCUCAUUCUUUUGCCGUGUAGCAUGGAAAUCUGCUUGAUGAAGGUGAAUGUAUACACAAGUGAUAUGUAGUAUUGCAUGCCUUGGACAAAUAUUUGAGUACUGGCUGAUGUAAACAUCAUCUGAGUUGGUGGCUCACGGAACUUUACUUGUUUCUUUUCAUCUUCAUGUGCCUGCAUAUUUAGUGGACAGGAGCAGGGGAAUAAUACCCCUGUGUGUGCGCAGAAGACAGGAUUGCGCAACAGCUCUGCUCUCCAUUUGGCAUCGUCAACUGGUUUUGUUUGCAGAAUGCCAUAGGCCCCGUUUAGUCUGUGCUAUAUUGGACAUUUGACUUAGAUUUUAGAAAGGGUUUUUGAACACAAAUAAAAUAACGAAUUUUAUAGCUCGUCUAUAAAC